GACUAAAACAGCACAAACAAUAAUGAGUAUAAUAAUACGAGUGAAUGACUGGUCAUUUCAAUAACUAGAACACUAAAUGUGCUGUCGAUUAAAUGGCGAGAUAGCAGUAGUUGAGUAACACCGAUGAUCUCGGUGUUGAUAAUCGCAUCAUCCCAGAAGAUAUGACGGUUAUGCCUUCUGGAUCUGAUGUUGCUGACAAAGCGGUAUCCACUGAGGACGCCUCGGAGAUGGUGCAUCUUGAUGCUGUACUAGCAGCACUCGUUGAGACUAAAAUAAAGGCUAUUAAAAGUGCCUCGUUGGGUUCAUCCAAGGCUAAGUGGCCAAGUGCACCAGCAAGCCCGAGAAGACCGAGAUUGAUGUCAACGUCAACGGCCUCAUCAUCCCAGAAUCGCAAUCACGAGCAUUUUGAUAUUAAACAUUUUGAUAGAGGGGACAUGGAGCAGAGGCGGAAGAGUUAUCGACACAGGCGGUAUGAUUCAGCGCCCUGUCAGCAGUGUAUCGAUGAUAUUGAUGAUCAUGGCCAUCAUAGACACCAGAAUGCCAUAGUCCACAAGGAGUCCAAGUCCCGAAGACGAGCAUCAGAAAUGAUACAUCGAAAUCCCAAGAAAAAGCACGGCUACUCUCGCCGAAUAAGUUCCCACGUACUCCAGGGUAUUGAUUCACCCAUCGAACUACCCGAACUCCUGGACGUUGAUCGUCUACACGACGAUUUGACACUGAUAAAUUACGAAAGAAGCCGCGAGGCACUAAGUGAAAAUGGAGAUUUACCGAGUAUACACCAAAGUGCCUACGUCACCCCAAUUCCAACGCAUCUAGACAAGUUCCCCAGGUUGUCCUCAUCGAUCACGACGAGCUACCACUUAGAGCAAGAUGGACUAUUGUUGCUACUGCCUGCCUCCUAUUUGCUAUGUCCCUACUACUUGUUGGUGUUACUCUCAGGAUGGCACCCAUCAUCGAUGACAUGGUUCGGAAGGAGAACGAGGAGCUGCUAAAUUCGUUGAACCGAGACACAUCUGUGCCAGACAAUAGUACAUCUCCACUUUAACUUUUCACUGGCUGUUCCAAGAUGGACACACAGUUGGCUGCUGCCAGAUUAAAAAUCGAGACCUCAAAAUCCCGAGGCCCCAAGA
Messenger RNA from Fopius arisanus, 1130 nucleotides. RefSeq lists its product as uncharacterized. The record is from RefSeq and is a predicted model, not a curated record. Lineage: Eukaryota; Metazoa; Arthropoda; Insecta; Hymenoptera; Braconidae.